This is a messenger RNA of Canis lupus familiaris (dog), 3554 nucleotides long. RefSeq names its product bromodomain containing 3 (gene BRD3). Gene Ontology annotation, biological process: regulation of DNA-templated transcription; chromatin remodeling. NCBI's taxonomy places the organism in Eukaryota, Metazoa, Chordata, Mammalia, Carnivora, Canidae. The coding region runs from base 465 to 2651 and encodes 728 amino acids. The transcript has 12 exons. The record is from RefSeq and is a predicted model, not a curated record. Gene Ontology annotation, cellular component: chromatin; nucleus.
AGGGGCCCAGCUCCACACGCCACGCGCGAUUCUGCGAAUGCUCUGCCUGCCUGGCUCGGCUCUGUGGGGUUGAUGCUGGAGCCCUCUCUACGUGUGAAUCAUUCCUCCAAAAUUGCCACGCUCAAGAACAGUCCGAGUCAGCCCCCAGUAGGCGGGCAGUUGGUGGGCAGUGAGCCAGGAGAGGCCGCCUCCUGGGCCCCCGCCUCCCGCUGCUGGCUGUGUGCCUGGACGGCCACCUUCCCACCCUUGCCUUGUCCCGCCCACCCAGGCAGCCUGUGUUCACGCCACAUCCCUGCCCCCGCCUGACAGCAGUAGUCAGAGCAGGUAGCAGGUGAGGGCCGGUCUGAGCAGGGUGCUGCCUGGUUGGGCCCAGAAAUGGGAUGUCAGGCCUCCAAAAGGAGCAUAGUGGAAGCGAGGGCCUCCCUGAGCCGCUGCUGUGACGGCCAGUGAGCGAGCCGCGGAGGAUGUCCACCACGACGACGGUCGCGCCCGCGGGGAUCCCGGCGGCCCCGGGCCCGGUGAACCCGCCCCCGCCGGAGGUCUCCAACCCUGCCAAGCCUGGCCGCAAGACCAACCAGCUGCAGUACAUGCAGAACGUGGUGGUAAAGACGCUCUGGAAACACCAGUUCGCCUGGCCCUUCUACCAGCCCGUAGAUGCAAUCAAGCUGAACCUGCCCGAUUACCAUAAAAUCAUAAAAAACCCAAUGGAUAUGGGGACUAUUAAGAAGAGACUAGAAAAUAAUUAUUACUGGAGCGCGAGCGAAUGUAUGCAGGACUUCAACACCAUGUUUACAAAUUGUUACAUUUAUAACAAGCCCACAGAUGACAUAGUGCUAAUGGCCCAAGCCUUAGAGAAAAUUUUUCUGCAGAAAGUGGCCCAGAUGCCCCAGGAGGAAGUUGAAUUAUUACCCCCUGCUCCGAAGGGCAAAGGGCGGAAACCGGCUGCAGGAACCCAGAGUGCAGGUACGCAGCAAGUGGUGGCCGUGUCCUCUGUCUCCCCAGCAACCCCCUUCCAGAGCGUCCCCCCCACUGUCUCCCAGACGCCUGUCAUUGCUGCCACCCCUGUGCCAACCAUUACUGCAAACAUCACAUCGGUCCCUGUUCCCCCGGCCGCCGCCCCACCUCCUCCCUCGACGCCCAUCAUCCCUGUGGUCCCUCCCACACCGCCUGUCGUCAAGAAAAAGGGUGUAAAGCGGAAAGCAGACACCACGACGCCCACGACAUCUGCCAUCACCGCGAGCCGGAGCGAGUCGCCCCCGCCACUGUCAGACCCCAAGCAGGCCAAGGUGGUGGCACGGCGAGAGAGUGGGGGCCGCCCCAUCAAACCGCCCAAGAAGGAUCUAGAGGAUGGCGAGGUGCCCCAGCAUGCGGGCAAGAAGGGCAAGCUGUCGGAGCACUUGAGGCACUGUGACAGCAUCCUCAAGGAAAUGCUGUCCAAGAAGCAUGCGGCCUACGCCUGGCCCUUCUACAAGCCGGUGGACGCUGAGGCCCUGGAGCUGCAUGACUACCACGACAUCAUCAAGCACCCGAUGGACCUCAGCACCGUCAAGAAGAAGAUGGACAGUCGCGAGUACCCAGACGCACAGGGCUUCGCUGCUGACAUCCGGUUAAUGUUCUCCAAUUGUUACAAAUACAACCCCCCAGACCACGAGGUGGUGGCCAUGGCCAGGAAGCUCCAGGACGUGUUUGAGAUGCGGUUUGCCAAGAUGCCGGAUGAGCCGGUGGAGGCACCGGCACUGCCUGCCCCCGCAGCCCCCGUGCUGAGCAAGGGUGCCGAGAGCAGCCGCAGCAGCGAGGAGAGCUCCUCGGAUUCAGGCAGCUCGGACUCGGAGGAGGAGCGGGCCACCAGGCUGGCGGAGCUGCAGGAGCAGCUGAAGGCUGUGCACGAGCAGCUAGCCGCCCUGUCGCAGGCCCCAGUGAACAAGCCAAAGAGGAAGAAGGAGAAGAAGGAAAAGGAGAAGAAGAAGAAGGACAAGGACAAAGACAAGGACAAGGAGAGGCACAAGGCAAAGUCUGAGGACGAGAAGAAGGCCAAGGUGGCCCCACCUGCCAAGCAGGCCCAACCGAAGAAGGCUCCCGCCAAGAAGGCCAGCAGCACAGCCACGGCCAGCAGGCAGCCGAAGAAGGGUGGCAAGCAGGCAUCAGCCUCCUACGACUCGGAAGAGGAGGAAGAAGGCCUGCCCAUGAGCUAUGACGAGAAGCGCCAGCUCAGCCUAGACAUCAACCGGCUGCCCGGGGAGAAACUGGGCCGGGUGGUACACAUCAUCCAGUCCCGGGAGCCCUCGCUCAGGGACUCCAACCCCGAUGAGAUAGAGAUUGACUUUGAGACUCUGAAACCAACCACUUUGCGGGAGCUAGAGAGAUAUGUCAAGUCUUGUUUACAGAAAAAGCAAAGGAAGCCAUUCUCCACAAGCGGGAAGAAGCAGGCGGCCAAGUCGAAGGAGGAGUUAGCUCAGGAAAAGAAGAAGGAGUUAGAGAAGCGGCUACAGGACGUCAGUGGACAGCUGAACAACAACAAGAAGCCUGCCAAGAAAGAGAAAGCGGGCUCUGCGCCCUCGGGAGGGCCAUCCCGGCUCAGCAGCAGCAGCUCCUCCGGGUCCGGGAGCAGCAGUUCCAGCGGAUCCAGCUCCGACAGCAGCGACUCAGAAUGAGCUCUGGACUCGCAGAUCAGAACAAAACCAGCGAUGUCGCACACGCCGAAACUCUGCAGUGUUCCUUUCUCUGGUUAAUAUACUACUUUGGUUCCACGGCGUGCAGGUUUUCUUUUAAACUCAGUGUUACGGUAUCUUCCAGUUUUUGCUUUAAUAGGUCAAAGAUCUUUCUCGUGUGUACGUGAGGCUUUAUGAGAAGGUGUGAACCUGCAUAAAGCCUUCCCUUCGUAACUGAGUUGAGUUGCUUGGAGACGGCAACUUCAAACGCUGACCUGAUGACCGUAGAAAAAAAUGUCAGAUGUGAUCUGAAGUUUCUUGCAAAACCCCUUUCUUAUGCCCAACCUGGUCUGUAGCUCCAGACAGCAUUGUUUGAAAGGAAGUUUCUCUGAGAUGGUACUGCACCGAAGGCGGUCAGCUUUGCAAACAGGCGAUGUCUCUGUCCCCCCAGCUCAGCCCCGCGGCUGGGGUCACCUCUUGCUGCAGGGUGGGGGGACUGUGGAGGUGCUGCGGGCUCCAGUCCGGGCUUCUGCAGGGGUGGGGAGAGGCAGGUGGGCACCGAGGGAGGGGCGUCGGGAGCUCCUGGGAGGGAACACGGGGGCCGCGUGUGCCACACGCAGCUUUCCAUACACUGAAACUUUUACCUCAACUUAAAAAAAAAAAAAAGAAAAGAUUAAAAAAAAAAAAAAAACUAAAGGAGACUUUUUUGUAAGGUUCAGCAAUUUUCUACGAAAGUCCAGCCCCAUGUGUGUCCCCAACUCGUGAGCUGCCGCUGCUGCACACUCUGGAGCCCUUCUCCCAGUCUCGUGUAUAUAUGAACACUUUAUUUAUUAACAUCAUUGGUGGUUUUUAAAAAAAAAAAAAAACUGCAAAAGAAAUGCAUUAAAAAAAAAAAAAAAAAAGAAA